Molecule: messenger RNA, 1713 nt
Organism: Anneissia japonica
Lineage: Eukaryota; Metazoa; Echinodermata; Crinoidea; Comatulida; Comatulidae
Product: inactive 2'-5'-oligoadenylate synthase 1B-like
Exons: 5
Coding region: 213-1193 (326 amino acids)
Biological process (GO): regulation of ribonuclease activity
Cellular component (GO): cytosol; nucleoplasm; membrane
Molecular function (GO): 2'-5'-oligoadenylate synthetase activity; double-stranded RNA binding
Source: RefSeq, a predicted model, not a curated record
CUCUACACAAGACUUACUAAAUAAACAUGGAAAGAAAUAUGUAUACAGUUGUAAAUAAAUCUAUCAGCCCUGUUUGUCUAGGAUUUCAGAUAACGAGGGUUAACCACGUUCAAUUGAAGCACCAUAAUAUACUCAGAUCUGUUCCACAAGGGACACUUCAAGCUCGUAACAUUCAUUUCUUCCGCUCUUAGGACCUUGGGUAACUGUCGUAAAUGGACAAACCGUGGAACUUAACUAUCCCUGGUGAUUUUAAACGGUAUCUUGAAGAACUUCGUCCAACUAAGUCCACAACUGAACAACUCAAUGGUGCUCUUGAAGGACUCAUUGAAAAAUUAAAGAAAAUUAUGUCUGUAGCCAUCGGACGAGUAGGAAUGGCUGGCUCGUGGGGUAAAGCUACAUCGACACAGGAUGACAUUCAUGUUAAUCUGCUUUUGUACGUCACUGACCUUCGUGCAAUUGAAGACCACUCGAAACAAUUACCAUCUCUUUUGAAUGAAAUACGUGAAUAUCUAAAGAAAGACAACUACAUAGUAAUGAGAGAUAUAGCCGACACCCAGCAAUAUGUACCUAUCUAUUUACCUACAUCUGAUGGUAUGGUAACUUGCAAUAUUUAUCCUACUGUCGAUUUGCUCGGGUCUAACCCAAGCCAGGCAAACGUUUGUACAUUUUACCGCAAGUUGUUGACAGUUUCUGAGAGAUCUCCGUACAAUGCAACCAUCCUCGAAAUACAAUCCAAAUUAAUUAAGGAUACGCCAGACAACUUACACGACCUCUUGCGAGUGGUGAAAGUGUGGCAGACAACGAAACUCGCGCUGCGAGGAGGUGCACCUAAACCCGAAUUCUUCGAACUCAUAACUCUGCAUUGCUGGUGCAAAGCAGGAUCUCCACUGACGUUUGAUGUUCGGAAAGGACUUAUAGAUGUAUUAGGAACACUAGGUGACUGGUCAGGGAUACUUGUGAUUUGGGGAGGAACUUCCCUUGGGCGAUAUGAUAGAACGUCUAUGGAAGAAGCGGCAAAGCAUAUGGGUAUUUGUUUUGACGAUACACCAAUAGUUAUGGAUCCCGUUGAUCCGUAUUUAAACUAUUGCAGCGGAAUUCGGAGGCUAGUUUGGGAAGAGACGGCUCGCAUUGCCAGAGAAACUAUCGAUCAUCCAUUAUUAAAUGAAAUUAAAAUUACAACAGAUUGGCACUGAAAAUGGACUCGAAAUUAGUGUUUUGGCAGCUGUGACCUAAAGAAUCAUCCUGAUGAGAUGAAUUUGGUGUAAUUUUUAUCGUUUGGAAUGAAAACUAUAAUAUUAUCUUUGUUAAACGUAAGAUGUAUAAUAUAUUUACGUUCUAUAACACUUAAGCGCCUGGGCCAUCUGAGCCCUAUGUCCAACCGUACCACCACCCCACACCACUCACCCUUCGGCAAAUGCUGGCUACGGCCCUGUUACAUUUGCAGAAUAUAAUGUGUCACGAAACAAAGAAUAUAUUAUUUCUCAUUUCCUUUAAAUUAUCAAAACCACAUAUAACGUGUGAAUUGGUUCUAGUCACGUGUUUUCACAAUUGAAUAAGGAAUGUGUCUGUUCUUUUGUUGAAAAAAAAACAUUGUUUUCCGGUUUGCUGACGUUAUAAUUAUUUUCUGUUUCGUUUCACGUAGAGUAUAGGGCUAAACUUUAUGUAGCCGAGAAACCUUAUACAUAAAUGUUAUCAUGUAUUCUGUAAAGUAUU